Xylaria bambusicola is the source of this 2745-nucleotide messenger RNA. RefSeq names its product mitochondrial distribution and morphology proteins-domain-containing protein. Bases 182 to 2464 code for a protein of 760 amino acids. Gene Ontology annotation, biological process: mitochondrion inheritance. The record is from RefSeq and is a predicted model, not a curated record. The transcript is spliced from 2 exons. Lineage: Eukaryota; Fungi; Ascomycota; Sordariomycetes; Xylariales; Xylariaceae. Gene Ontology annotation, cellular component: mitochondrial inner membrane.
GUGCGCAUUACCUAUCUAGGUAUACUCCUCCUCUGUUGUUUUACGGUUCUACUAGACAGCGCGAGCGCAUCGCCGCACCGUCUUUGGUCGCUUAGCCCUUUAUUCGCUUGGUGGAAGAGAGGAACGCUAUGGUAUGGAGAUAAUGAUGCCAGUCAAGCGGUCACCAUGAAAUAUUGCCGUAAUGUCUUCGGCUAGACCAACCCUCCCAUGGUUGGGGCGCCAGAUGUUGCGAACCCUCUACGAAUCUAUCGACCUGUCCUCGAGAAUCUCACCGAAACGAUACCCUAUAAACCCCCCUCCCCUCAAUCAACCUGCUUCUCUAUUCAUGUCGCCUGGCCCUCGUUUUCCCAGAGCCCCGUGGUCACCAUUUCUUCGAAUAUCUAGACAAUACACCAGCAAUGCUCGUCGUAAAUACACAUCGGGUGGACUGUUACUCGUCAGUCUGGCCCCGAACCCCUCAACAGCCAGUACAGUCGCGGCGACAUGCUCGGCCGCUGCCGAUUCUACUAUAACCGGGAACACGUCCUCCAUCUUAAACGCUGCCAAGUUCGCGGGGCAGGCAUGGCCUCGAACAAUACAUACCGGCCGUGGCCGCGGCCGGACCACGAGGGUAUAUCGAAGAGCCAAGUCGUCCAACUCGUAUAAUGAAAAAGCACCUGCGACUGGAGCUCAGCAGAAGAAGAAGUCUGCUUCCGAACCACAGCCAGAACCAGUAAAACAACCCGCUGGAGAAUCAUCCGUGUCAAAAUAUUUUCAUUUACCUCAUUUACCCUCAAUGCCGCAUUUGCCUCACAGACCUACCAAAGAAGAGUUCCUGGCGGCAGCCAACGGCUUUUGGGAACGUCUGAAAGUACGGUUUAAAUGGGCCUCGAUACGAAGCAUGAGACCCUGGAAUAUCGAUGAAUGGGGUGCUUUCGUCUCUUGGUUUCUUUUCGGCCAUCUUGUUUGGAUUCUAGUUGGAACGACAACAUUCUUCUCGCUUAUCAUUUUCUCCAUCAACACAGUUGUCGCUCAAGAAACCCUUGCCCGAUGGGUUGGCGAUUACCUGACCGAGUCCGCUGGAUUGACGGUUAUCUUCGAGUCGGCGAUUGUUCCAAGAUGGAAGGACGGUGUUAUCAGUUUCCGUAAUGUUUUCGUUUCUAGAAGGCCUGGACAAAUCAAAUCGUCUGUGAGCAAAGGAUCAUCAUCCAAUGCUGCCGCAGUAGCAGCUGCGGAACGAGAAGACGCUCCUGUUGUUGAAGAAGACGAUGGGAACUACACACAGUUUGAUGUUACGCUCAACACUGUCAACGUGACUUUAUCAUUCGUCAAGUGGUGGAACGGUAAAGGCCUAUUAAAAGAUGUUGAGAUCAAGGGCGUUCGUGGUGUUAUAGACAGAACAUCUGUGGAAUGGUCGGGUGAAAAUGUGGAUCCUUUAUCCUAUCGCCAUGAGCAUCAGCCUGGAGACUUCGAGAUUGAUUCUUUCAAGAUGGAAGACCUCCUGGUUACAAUCCACCAACCGAAAGGCUUCAGGCCCUUCUCCGUCAGCAUAUUCUCAUGCGAACUACCUCAGCUCCGUAAACAAUUUAUGUUUUACGAUUUCUUGUCCGCAAAUCAUAUGUCGGGCUCAUAUGAUGGAUCCCUCUUCACGAUACAUCCUCGGCAGAUUCAUGGCGUUCUUCCUGGGCAGGACCGCUCAGCCGACCCCCUAGGAGAGCCUGAUGCCUGGAAGAAGCAUAGCCGUCUGCGGAUCGAUGGCCUUAAAAUCGACCAUCUCAAUCGUGGGGUGGAAGGGCCUUUUGGCUGGAUUUACGAAGGCAACGUCGAUAUCGUAGCCGAUGUCCGAUUUCCACAUGAUAGUGAUGAUAGCAUCACGAAGGUGAUGUCUGACUUCUACGACCGUCUCGAAGAAGCGGUAACGUCAAAUAGAUACCUACGUAUUCUUGAUAGGCCAAUCCGUCAACAAGAGACAGUUAUCAUCAACGAGCCCAGCACCUUUGAGGGCACCAAUACAUCGAAUACGAAUGCGGUCCACCUGGUUAACGAUCACCCAGAGAUAUACCACGACGACGACCUGGUAUCAGUUCCCACCCCGCCACGGCCCGGCGAGGAACCGCCUCGGUACCUGGUAAUGGACUUGCGAAUUCACCUUAAUGAUGUCAAGGCGACAGUGCCCGUUUUCACAUCCAAUUUAUCAUACGUAAACCAAGCACUAGUCCGACCCAUCGUAGCCUACAUCAACGCAAAACGUACCUACAUUCCAAUCGGGUGCCGCAUCGUCAAGCGAGCGUCAGAUUUCGACGGGUCAUGGAGCAUCUUCGACUGUGGUUUAAUGGACGAUGCUUCAGCCGAAGUCUACACCGCCUUCGCCCGUGAUGUCGAAGACCAGCAGAGCCGUGUCCGCCGGCUCAAGAAAGUCGGCUUCUGGACACUCAGUCUGGCCAUACACGCUCUAUUCGUGGGCAUGGCCGGCAACGUCAUAUAAAGACUUAUUACCUACUCUGGAACUUCCGUUUUGGCUUUCAAAACUCUUGAGUUUCGUUUAGGUUCUCCUCCCUAUAUUUAACGCAUGAUAUGAUACCCCCCCUCCCCUCCACCUCCACUGUAUAUAGAACAGCGCUCGAAAACCGCGCAUAUAUAACAAACAAAGAAAAGAAAAAGGAGGCGUUUGUUGGUUAGUUGGUUGGUUGGCUCUGUUUUUCUAGCGGGUUAUACAUACGGGAGGCAUAAAUUUCAUGAACAUGAGAAAAAGCAAGCAAGCAAAGC